AUGUCUCGGUCAUUUUCUCAGGGACAGAUCUGCCGGAACAAGUCAGCACCCAGGCCUCACCCUGAGACUUCCUGUGCAGCUGACGUGCUCCUGGACCCAGACACUGCUCACCCCGAGCUCUUCCUGUCCCAGGACCAGAGGAGGGUGGGGCGGGGCCCCUCCAGGCAGAGCCUGCCCGACAACCCCGAGAGAUUCGACUGCCGGCCAUGCGUCUUGGGUGUGCAGGGUUUCUCCUCAGGGAGACACUCCUGGGAGGUGGAGGUAGGAAAUGUGAUGGUGUGGGCCGUGGGGGUCUGUGCAGACCGUGUGCAGAAAGGGGAGGCCCUGCUGGUCCCUCAGAAUGGCUUCUGGGUCCUGGAGCUGUUUGGACACCAGUGCCGGGUCCUGUCCUCUCUGGAGAAGACCCUUCGCCUGAGGGAGCGCCUUCACCAGGUGGCCGCCUUCCUGGACAGGAGGGACAGAUUAUUCACCUACACAUGCCCCCAUUCACUCUUCUCUGGGCCCUUGAGGUCCUUCCUCAGGCUGGUCGAUGACAGCCCCCUCUUCCUCUGCCCAGCAUUCACAGGGGCCCGGGGGGUCACUGUGCCUGAGGGUGGCCUGGUUCUCCAUGGAGCAGGGACCCACCGCAGCCACCAAGACCAGAGCCCUAGUCUCAGAGCCCAGGAGAGAAGCCCUGGCCGUCUCUGCUCACACAGCACAGCACCCAGAGGACUCGGCCCCUCCCUCUGGGCACAUCAGAGAACCUGCCCCACAGGCCCAGGACCCCUCUCCAGUCCCAGCCCAUCCCCCCUUCAGGCUGUUGCUCUAGCAGCUGGUGAGCUUGUCCCCGCAGGGCAGGGGCCUGUCUCAAGGGACCAGUGGUUCCACGUGGCUCCCAACCAAGGACAAUGUGGGACAGUGACAGGCUGA
Molecule: messenger RNA, 909 nt
Organism: Phyllostomus discolor (pale spear-nosed bat)
Lineage: Eukaryota; Metazoa; Chordata; Mammalia; Chiroptera; Phyllostomidae
Product: butyrophilin subfamily 2 member A2-like
Molecular function (GO): protein binding
Source: RefSeq, a predicted model, not a curated record